AUGCACGUGGUGACAGCAGGUGGCUUCACCUUCCAGAAUCCGCCGGUGUUCAUGGACCGCGAGCAUCCGAGGAAGCGGGACGCAGCUUUCGAAGUGGAAGCACUCCUGGAUCACCUUGUUCACUACCCGAAUACGCCAAUCUUCAUCUCGUAUCGCAUCAUCCAGCGCUUCGUCACGUCGAACCCGACUUCCGAGUAUGUGCUUGCGGUUAGCAAUGCCUUCCAGACUGGCGAGUACAACGGCUACACGUACUCUGGCAAAUAUGGCGAUCUCGCAGCUACGAUUGCAGCGGUGUUGCUAUUCAGCGAGGCGCGCUCUCAGACCAGCACCAGCAAUGGUGUACUCCGUGAGCCUUACCUGAAGAUCAUCCACUUCAUGCGAUCCAUGGAAUACCAGGACGAGAAGGACAGGCCCAUCGUACUCGGCAACUUGAUCAACACGAUUGGCCAGUACCCGUAUGCCUCCCCAACGGUCUUCAACUUCUACAUGCCGGAAUUCCGGCCAGAUGGCUUCCCCGAAGGCUUGGUUGCCCCGGAGUUCCAGGUCUACACGGCCCCGAAUGCAUUGGCCUUUGCCAACGGCAUGCACUCAUUGAUCAACCAGGGUCUCAGCAACUGCGAUGAUGGCUUCGGGGUCUAUGUCGGGGACUGCUCUGCCGGCACUACGACUUUCGCAGAGAAGUCGGACAUGGGCGAAGCCUUGGCCGAGCUGGAUCUGCUGCUCACCGGCGGCCGCCUCGAGGCGAAUAAGGGCAACGUGCAGGCGGGCUUCAAGCGCGAUGGUUGGAAGGAUGCGCAGAAGGUGAUCAUCCUGACGCCAGAAUUCAACACAUUGGGCAGUCCCUUGCCAGACGGCGUGCGGCCUCCCUCUCCACCUCCAACCCUCGGUGCCACCUCCAGUUACAAGGCUGUGGUUAUGCUUAUGCUGAAGGGUGGCAUGGACAGCUUCCAGAUGCUGGUGCCCUUGAACUGCCCCCUCUAUGACGAGUACCGCGGCGUCCGCAAGAGCAUUGCUUUCUUACCGGAGGAGAUGCAUCAGAUCAGCUCUGCGGAGCAGGCAUGCUCAGAGUUUGGCAUCCACCCGAAGCUUCCCGCCCUGAAGGAGCUCUAUGACGAGGGAAGCCUUGCCUUCAUCACCGACGUUGGGUCACUCGUGGAGCCGCUGACUCCGGACAUGAUCGGGAAAGGCUUCCAUGCGAAAGGCGGCAGUGGUGAGACCUGCCAGGGCCUUUUCAGCCACAAUGAUCAGCAAAGAGCUGCAGAGACACUGACAUGCCAGUAUGCCACGGCCGAGUUUAAGGGUGCAGGUGGGCGCAUCGCCGACGCGGUGGCUGCUGGCUCGGAGAAGUUCAACACCAUGUCCUUCUCCUUGAAGGGUUCUGCAACGUGGCCUCAGGGAUUUGACGUCCCAGGUGAGGUCCUGGGGCAAAAUUCUGGCGGUGGUAACUCCGCCUUCCCAGAGUACACGCGUCUGCAGGACAUCGUGAACAACAUCACGGGCACUCGCCAUGGCAACGUCUACUGCGAGGAGUAUGGCAAGCGCCUGGCGCAGGCCAUCAGCUUCAACAUCGGCUUGGAGAAGCAGCUCGAAAAUGCGGAGUUGGCGACCGACUACGAAGUCAAGGGCUACCAGCCCCUGAGGAGCCAGUUCAAGAAUGCGGCCACACUGAUUGCGGCGCGUGUCGAGCGCCAGGCAGAGCGCGACUUCUUCUUCAUCGAGGACGGCGGCUGGGACCAUCACAAGGGCGUCGAGAACGCCUUGGCCGGGAAGUUCGAGAGUCUCAGCGAGGCACUGGCGGAGUUCGUGGCUGAGCUGAAGGCGCAGAACAUCUAUGACAGCGUGGUGAUCGCGACGCACUCGGACUUUGCCCGGACCCUCACGCCCAACAGCAAUGCUGGUACCGACCAUGGAUGGGCCGGUAUCCAGGUGGUGUUGUCUGGUGCCAUCAAGGGCGGCGAGAUCUACAACGCCUUUCCGCACUUGGCCGAGGAUUCUCCCAUGGAUGCAGGGCGCGGGCGGCUGAUCCCCAGAUACCCAUUGGAGAACAUGAUGGUCCCCCUGGCAGAGUGGAUGGGCAUGGAGCCAGCCCAGCGCUCGCAGGUGUUCCCGAACCUGGCGAACUUCAAUUCCACCCACCUCCUUGAGAAGCAGACGCUGUUUCGGCCUUGA
This is a messenger RNA of Symbiodinium necroappetens, 2169 nucleotides long. The record is from the annotation of a GenBank genome assembly. NCBI's taxonomy places the organism in Eukaryota, Dinophyceae, Suessiales, Symbiodiniaceae.